Molecule: messenger RNA, 994 nt
Organism: Dalotia coriaria
Lineage: Eukaryota; Metazoa; Arthropoda; Insecta; Coleoptera; Staphylinidae
Product: lysM and putative peptidoglycan-binding domain-containing protein 3
Exons: 3
Coding region: 154-903 (249 amino acids)
Source: RefSeq, a predicted model, not a curated record
GAACCUUAAAUAUUUUUAACUAAAAAGUAAGUGACGUUUUCGAGGACGUAUUAUUAUUUUUGACGUUACGUGUAAAUAGUUGCUAGGUUUGUUGCGUUUAUUGUUUCCACAACUUAUUUAUUUAAAACCGAAGGCGUAGGCCCACAGAAGCAAAUGAAAAGAAAUAGGCACAGAGAAUUUCAAUAUUCACAGCUACAAUUCUCAAAAGACAGCGACGAUGAUGACGAGGGCGAAGAAACUGAAUUAUUUGUGCGUAAAACCACUGUGUACAAGGAAAUUCCGACAGAGGAUAAAAUAGUUGAAGAUGGUGACACUUUACAAUCACUUUCCAUUCGUUACCAUUGCCCUAUUUCAGAGUUGAAACGCCUGAAUAAUAUCCACAAAGAAAACGAAAUCUACGCGCGAAAUACCAUCAAAGUGCCAGCGCGUCCAUUCACAAGAAUCCUUGCUGGUGUCCACACAAGUGGGAAAAGCUCACCUGACGCAUCCACCACCGACAAUAAGGCAGCUGUAACAAAUGUGAUUGACUCCACACUCUUAGAAGAUAAGCUAAUCAAUCUCAACGCUUCUGCGGCGCCCGCCAACGAUGAUUUUAACGCCGUUAUAUUUAAUAGUAAUAUAAAUAAAACUUGUGAUAUUCAGGAUCAGGGUGUCGAUGUGUCGGAUGAUGUCGUCGAGGAAGAAGAAGUGCAAUUAUUACCGAAUCAACCAAUUCAUGAUGAGGUAUUACCGUCACCGGCUGUCACACGGCUGCGCUGCAGUGGUGCCGACGCGGAUAUCUCGUGGAUUGCGUUGAUCAUUUGUGUUGUUAUUUUAAUAUUUGCGGUGCCUUUGGUUUACGUAUUUUAUAUCGCCGAGCAUCCCGAUGAGUAUCAUCACAAACCGCAUGCGAACUUGACGUGAUAAGGCUGUAUCUGAAAGAGAAUAUUUUAUAGAGAUGUAUUUGUAUAUUGCGCACAAUUCGUGUCAAUAAAAAGUAAUUUUAUUAUGCUUA